Messenger RNA from Aphanomyces astaci, 198 nucleotides. RefSeq lists its product as hypothetical. The transcript has 2 exons. The record is from RefSeq and is a predicted model, not a curated record. NCBI's taxonomy places the organism in Eukaryota, Oomycota, Saprolegniomycetes, Saprolegniales, Verrucalvaceae. Bases 1 to 198 code for a protein of 65 amino acids.
AUGAAGACAGUGGCGAUUCUGAUGCUCGUGGCGACGGCCAAUGCGGCGGUCGACCCGGCGCAACAACGUGACCAAGCGACAGCUGGUGAACCAAUUGGGGAUUUGCGAGCGGCCGAGAGCGCCAAGGAGUGGCGUUGGGGCGGGGGCUAUUGGGGGGGUGGAGGCGGCGGUGGUUAUUGGGAAAGCGGCAAGAUCUAA